Molecule: messenger RNA, 3463 nt
Organism: Monopterus albus (swamp eel)
Lineage: Eukaryota; Metazoa; Chordata; Actinopteri; Synbranchiformes; Synbranchidae
Exons: 8
Coding region: 219-2624 (801 amino acids)
Biological process (GO): embryo development; regulation of transcription by RNA polymerase II
Cellular component (GO): nucleus
Molecular function (GO): DNA-binding transcription factor activity, RNA polymerase II-specific; RNA polymerase II transcription regulatory region sequence-specific DNA binding
Source: RefSeq, a predicted model, not a curated record
UAUGUGCGAAUGCAAUGCUUCCUCCCACCCGGCAGGUGGAAUCACUGUCCAUUUAAAUCAGUCGAGUUUUGAAGAGGGACUCACGCUUAUCGUGAGCAAGCAUACACAGCUCUUCUCGUGUAUUGUAGUGUAACUACAUUUUACAGUUAAUAUUAGCGCUUUCUGAUCGUAACAACUUGUCCGUGCGCAUCUUGCGUGUCACAGAAACCCAAACAAACAUGUCGACUGUUUUCUCUUUCCAGACACAGCUCGUCUCCAUCAUGGACGCGUUAUCUAAAACAGCUGUAAUGGAAAUAAGCAAACUGGUGGAGAUCGAGUCGAAGAUGCUGAAAAUAGAGAUAACUCGAGGCCGGAAUGAAAUCGCCUCGCUCACAGAGAAACUGCAGCUGAUGGAGAAAUUGCUUUUUAUCGCUCAGGGGCGCAGACAGGACGCACCAUCAGCAGCAACGUGCUCAGUGGUAGGGGACGGUUCAGAAAACGGAAUAUCGGAGCCCGACAGAACAAGACCUGCCAUAAAAGGUGAGAGCCCAUGGGAAAGUUCCUCCACGGAGAUGAGCAGUUUGCAUCAACGUGAAGCGGAAGCUGCAGCUGAAAUUACAAACCCACCAAAAGAGCAGCCUGAACUCAUAGUGAUAAAGGAAGAGCUGUCCGAAGAGGAUAGCAAAGACACGGAACAAGAUAAGACAGGGACUGAAAUGAACACAGACACCCAGAAGUAUCCAGUUGUGGUGCAGUGUCCCAGACUCAUCACAGAACGUCUGCAGCCCGUGUUCACUGAUAACUUUGUGACCCUUAGUGUUGGACCAGGAAGGAGGGAAACACAGUGGAAUCAGCAGCUUACACCUGCACACACAAACCUAGAGGCUGGGAAAAGCUUAGCUCAGAAUAUUACUUCCCAAAGUCUAGGUCUGCUAAGGAAUAUGAAGAUUCACAAUUUCAGGAACACAGCUGCAAAGAGGUUCGGCUGCUUGCAGUGUGGCAAGAGCUUCAGAUGCUUUAGUCAGCUUGAAAUACACCAGAGAAGUCACACAGGAGAGAAACCAUUCAGGUGCGUACUCUGUGGAAAGCGUUAUGCACAAAAAGGGCAUCUGUAUACACACCAGCGCACACACACUGGGGAAAAGCCAUACCGUUGUCCCAUUUGUGGAAAGGGCUUUAUUCAGAAAUGCACUCUUGAUAUGCAUCAGCGUACACACACCGGAGAAAAACCUUUUGUUUGUAUCAAAUGUGGCAAGGGUUUUACAAAGAAUUGUAAUCUUAAAAAACACCUUGCAGUACAUCUAGAUCCUAGUUUGAACAUGUAUGGUAGUGACUGUAGUGCACCGACAUUUAGUGGAACAUUCAUAAAUGGGACCACAUUUCUGCUUCUACUGUGUCCGGUAAAUGUUGGUACCGUUUUCCCACAAUCCCUUGCGGCACAACUCUACCGCAUAUUUGAUCAAGAAGCAACCUUGCUACACUGGAAAUCUUGCCAACAUUUCGAAAAACACAGCCUCUCUGUCGAGAUGAUGUGCGACACCACAAACCGAGGUUUUCGGACGCAGUUAGCCGCUAUCCUGGACAAGCUAACGAAGGCGGCUUUGGUUGAAAUAAGCACCCUGGCUGAUGAAUGCUCCUCCGUCCUUCACACGGAGAUAUCCCUGCACAAAACGGAAAAUGAGGCUUUGAAGAAGAGAUGUCGCUCACUGGAGGUCCAGUUGAGAGCAGCCCGGGAGGCGCAGACCUAUCCUGUACUCUCCAACAGUGUUAGCCGUCGGCACUGUGCAGAACAGCAGCAGCCUGCUCCAGCCAUCGAUGGAGUUUUUGGAAAGGACUGGUGCAUGGACCUGUGGAGGGAGGACAAACUCCCCUCUCAAAUGAAAGGAACAAUAGAACCUGCUGCUAUGACAAGCAUGGGAGCACAGGCAGUAGACUUAAUGGAGCGAGAACCUGAUCUCAUCUUUGUCAAAGAAGAGACAUAUGAUGAUCAACCCAUUGGCCACCAGAUGAGGCUCACAGAUAACAGAAAGAUUGUUGGAAUCUUUGAGGAGGACAGCAUGCUUCACAGAUCUGUUGAUGAGCUGCAGCUUCAACCAGAGGAAUUAAACAACUUCCCCAUGAUGGUGGACAGUCACACACAACAACGCACACAGCCAACAAUUAUGGACAAGUUGAUAGAUGAUGCAACAAUGAACACUCUGGCUGACAACACGAAUCCUCCUUCAGCCAUCACCGAAUACUUAAACUAUACAAACGAUAGCAGUAUCAGUGCAACAAAAGAACUCACUACUCAUCCAAAACCCAUGAAGCCAACUAAACGGUUUGAGUGCUUAUUCUGUGGGAAAAUAUUUAACUAUUUGAGCAGUUUAAAAGUCCACAUCAGGCGACACUCUGGUGAGAAGCCGUUCAGCUGUUCCGUUUGCGGGAAGAGAUUUGCUCAAAAAACGUACCUGAAACUGCACCAGCGCGUGCACUCAGGGGAGAAGCCGUACAGCUGCCUAGACUGUGGCAAAAGCUUUUCCCAGAAAAGUUCUCUAAACAUCCAUCUUCGAACACACACUGGUGAAAAGCCUUAUAGCUGUGUGGACUGUGGGAAAUGUUAUGCAUACAAGUAUGGUUUAAAUCACCACCAGUGUUUCAGUUGACCGGUCAGACAACCACAUGGAGAGUCUGGUUAUCAGUAAGAAGUCUAACUGUGACUAGAAGUGCUUUCGGUAUUGCUCACAGUAGCUCAACAUGUGCUAAUACUGUAUGUCUAUGUAAAGCUAAAAUGUGGAUGAAAAUGUUGAUUUGAAAUACCCCAUGCAUAUCAAAGAUGUAAAUUGUAUUUUUUAGCAUUACUGAUAAGGGAGACUGCUACAUCUAAUUGAUACAGAGACAGCCCUUGUUAUUGUACCCUUUCCAUGGGCACAUUAACAAGCCUAGACAGCUUCACAGAUUGAUAAAGAAAAAAGUUAUGGAUCAAAUGAGACUCACUUGCUGAUCCUGUGUCAUCAGGGCAGGUUGUCAUAUGCGUGGUGUAACAUGUUAUACAUACCUCAGUGUCAUAUAUGCCAAAAUAAUUACUUUGGACCAAUACUCAGUUGUUUGCACACAUGUAACAUAAACUGUCAAACUACCUCUUCACAUCGAAGUAAAACAGUUUCUUCUGUUUGCCUCAUUGCCCAAGUGUCACCUCUGCUCUGUUUCCAACAUGCCAUGUGUCAUUUUAUAGCAUUGCAUUUAACUGGGCAGACCUUUUUCUUUGGUCACAUAAUAUUGAAAUGAAUCCCAAAAAUUGUUCAGGUCUAAACUGAAAUAUGGUUACCGUUUUAAAAUGUGUUUGUAUGACUGUAGAAAGAUGAAUUGUGUUAUGUGCAAUUAAGCCAAUUGUUGGGUUUUCUAAUUGUUAAUCUUUUAAAUGAACUACAGAUGUUUUAUGUGCUUUCCUUUUUUCCCUCACAUCUUCAUGUUAGAAUGCCCAGUCAAAUGUGGCUUAUUGAAA